This is a messenger RNA of Phaethon lepturus (White-tailed tropicbird), 525 nucleotides long. RefSeq names its product mitogen-activated protein kinase kinase kinase kinase 4-like. Gene Ontology annotation, biological process: protein phosphorylation. NCBI's taxonomy places the organism in Eukaryota, Metazoa, Chordata, Aves, Phaethontiformes, Phaethontidae. Gene Ontology annotation, molecular function: ATP binding; protein kinase activity. The annotation marks the transcript as partial. The record is from RefSeq and is a predicted model, not a curated record. The transcript is spliced from 6 exons.
AUGGAAAGGGGUCGCCAUGUUAAGACCGGGCAGCUGGCAGCGAUCAAAGUGAUGAAUGUUACUGAGAAUGAAGAGGAGGAAAUCAAGCUGGAGAUAAAUAUGCUAAAAAAGUACUCCCAUCACCGGAACAUUGCUACGUAUUAUGGCGCAUUUGUAAAGAAAAGUCCUGCAGGCCAAGAUGAUCAGCUCUGGUUGGUGAUGGAGUACUGUGGUGCGGGCUCCGUCACUGACCUGGUAAAGAAGACAAAAGGGAACUGUUUCAAGGAAGACUGGAUUGCGUACAUCUGCAGAGAGGUUCUCAGGGGCUUAGCACAUCUUCAUGCUCACCAUGUCAUCCAUCGAGAUAUUAAAGGACAGAAUGUUCUUCUCACAGAAAAUGCAGAGGUAAAACUGGUGGAUUUUGGUGUAAGUGCUCAACUGGAUAGGACUAUUGGGAGAAGAAACACAUUUAUUGGCACACCGUAUUGGAUGGCGCCUGAGGUCAUUGCUUGUGAGGAGAACCCAGACUCUACGUAUGAUUACAGA